CGCCGGUGGAUUGAUCGAUCGCAGCCCCGCUGAGCGCAGCAUCUUCCAGGCUUCAGACCGGACGGUGAGCCGCUGACUGUACGGAGCUCCACCGCCGUCUCUCGGAUACAUUUCCAGCUGUUUUUGUCAGUAAGUUUACGGUAGUGUCGUUGAGUAAGUUUACCGGGACUCUCGGUGUGGACUCCGGUAACAUUAACUCAUCUCGGGGAUAAACAAGUGGAUUUGAGCCGCUGGAGAGAACCGAGGAGGUCUGGAGGAUGAACCCUCAGUGUGCCCGCUGUGGGAAGAUCGUCUACCCGACGGAGAAGGUCAGCUGCCUGGAUAAGAACUGGCAUAAAGGAUGUUUCCACUGCGAGGUUUGUAAGAUGACCCUGAACAUGAAGAACUACAAAGGCUACGACAAAAAACCCUACUGCAAUGCACAUUACCCCAAGACGUCGUUCACCAUCGUGGCCGACACACCAGAGAACCUGAGACUGAGACAGCAGAGCGAGCUACAGAGCCAGGUGAAGUAUAAGAAGGAUUUUGAAGAGAGUAAAGGACGAGGGUUCAGCAUCGUGUCCGACACUCCAGAGAUGCAGAGACUCAGAAGGACUCAGGAGCAGAUCAGUAUUGUAUGUACACAUACAUACACACACACACACACACACACACACACACACACACAGACAGAUAUACACACACAGAUAUACACUAUAUUACUGUUUCCUGGUGUUUGUGUAUGCAAGUGUGUGUGUGAAGUGAAGCAUACAAGUGAGAAGAAGUGAGGGGUGCACUUUGGUCAGUGGGCACAAUUGCACACACACACACACACACACACACACACACACACACACACACACACACACACACACACACACAGUGUCUA
Dicentrarchus labrax (European seabass) is the source of this 868-nucleotide messenger RNA. RefSeq names its product LIM zinc-binding domain-containing Nebulette-like. Bases 258 to 767 code for a protein of 169 amino acids. NCBI's taxonomy places the organism in Eukaryota, Metazoa, Chordata, Actinopteri, Moronidae. Gene Ontology annotation, molecular function: actin filament binding. The transcript is spliced from 4 exons. Gene Ontology annotation, cellular component: focal adhesion. The record is from RefSeq and is a predicted model, not a curated record.